This is a messenger RNA of Cylindrotheca closterium, 975 nucleotides long. Lineage: Eukaryota; Bacillariophyta; Bacillariophyceae; Bacillariales; Bacillariaceae. The record is from the annotation of a GenBank genome assembly.
AUGGAAGAUAGCAAACGCACAGACUUUAUCGAAGGACAGCGUGAGAAUGAUGCUACACCAAGAUCCUCUCCAAUUGUCGCAAAGAAGAGACAUUACCUCGAUGUCGAAAACAGGAACACCAUCCCCAAGGUUCUUAACCUUUUGCACUUGAUUGGAGCUUUGAUUCAAACUGCAGAAUGCAUCUUCCUGUUUGCAUUCUCUCGCAAUAUUCACUUGAAAUGGUUGCUGUUUACUCAUUAUCCAGUGGCUGUCGAAGAUUCCUAUGCUGCAGUUCUCGGUGGUGUUGGAGUUGACAAUCUCUACUACGCCAGACCAGAGACCAGAUUGGUUUCAGAGGUUAGCGUACCAUGGGUAACAGGAACCAUUGUCCUCCUCAGUGCACUUGAUCAUAUCUUCACCAUUACACCGUACGGCAGAAACCUCUAUAACCAUGGCCUCUCACAAAAUAGGGCUACUUACCGAUGGCUCGAGUACGGCAUUUCAUGUUCUCUGAUGAACAUGCACAUGGCACAGCUCGUCGGAGUGACUGAUGUGCACAUGAUUCUUUUGAUCUUUGUGCUCUCUAUCUUGAUUCAAUACCCUGCAUACAUCUUUGAGGUUGUGAAUGGCAGGGCUCGAGCAGAAGGACAUGCCUACUAUUGGUCACCAUUCUUCAUCGGAUGUUUGCCAUAUGCUGCAGUAUGGGGAGUUAUUUUGACCUACUAUGCUGAGUCCCUUGCAGAAGUUGAAAAUCAACCGCAAUUUGUAUUCCCUACCAUUAUUGCCGUGUUUUGUUUGGAAUGUCUGUUCCCUAUUGUGUUUGUGCUUCAAUGGUUGCAAAUGGGCAUUUUCAAAGACUACAUGGUUGGAGAGUACACGUUUAUGAUGCUUGGAGUCCUUGCAAAGUCGUCUUUGGCAUGGCUGACGAUUGUUGGAUCUUCGAAAUAUGCAGAGGGUUUCAGGGAGCAAGAGGCGGAUGACUUAUUCUACAACUAG